Messenger RNA from Peronospora belbahrii, 939 nucleotides. NCBI's taxonomy places the organism in Eukaryota, Oomycota, Peronosporomycetes, Peronosporales, Peronosporaceae. The record is from the annotation of a GenBank genome assembly.
AUGGUCCGUUUCCUCGUCCGUCGUCCUGCUCGUCGCUGUUUCUCGAGCGUUCAUGCUCCAAAUGUUCAGUUUGAAUUUUUAUCUAUGGAAAAUGACAAAUUGCUACCUAUAUCGAUUGUAACAAAGCGUGUAUUAGAGUAUCUAAUGGUGGAUCAAAAGGAUAUAAAACGUGUGCUUUCAGCCAAGGAACAAGUCCGUCCACUUCCAUACAAGACGCUCUUUGCUCCGCAGCAAGUACAUCAACUCACACCUUUGGUUCAAUGGAGCUUUCAGAAACUCCAGGACGAUUCUUCAGACGCAGCCGAUGCUGUAUUUGCAGCGCUGGAACCGCAUGCGAAUAUGGCUCGAAACGUCGUAUGGCAGCGGUAUUUCCUGCGCCAGUUUUUCCUGUCGGGAGCUCCGUUGCAAGCAUAUAUGAAGGCUUAUAAAAGCCACAAAGAUGCUUUUUCAAAGUCUAGGGAACAAGUGGUAGUGAAAGAAGAGAAAGGAGACGAGGACGAUGAAGAGGAGAAAGGAGACGAGGAAGUUACGAAGAAGAAAGACAAUGUCUGCUUGAGUCAAGGCAAAGCAAGUACGAUCCUGAUUGCAAAUAAAGAGUGGGAGUGGGUACCAAUGUAUGUAGCCACUGGUAUUGUCAAGGAAUUUUGCUUUCGUGGACGCUUUGCCGAAGCCAUUGAAGCCUACGCGUCACUGCCGUUAACAGACACAGGACGCCAUAAAGUGGUGACAAUUUUGCAAAACUAUGAACAAUAUCUUUCCAUCCUCUAUCUCUACGAAGUUCAUCGUGCAAUGGGGGACACUGUAACGCCACUCGACGUUGCGCCGGAAUUCGACGCACUGAAAAAAGUGGGACGUGUUGAAGAAAUGGACAUGCGCUUUCAAGAGCUACCAGUCAAAGAGCAAAGUCGUGCUGAUAUCCAGGAGCUUAUGGGCAAUUAA